CUCCCGCCCAUGCCCAGACUGCUCUUUCAUCCUCGUGACUAGCUGCAGCCAUUCAUUGUCCGCUGCAGUGGACGCGCAAUGGCACGUGGCCGCGCACGUUAUGUUAGAAUAUUUAAGCGGGAAUGAGUACGUGCGCGUACACGAAUUCUUUGUGUGGCAGUGGAGAGAAGCGCCAAAAGAGUGACCAUGGCAGAUGAAAAACCAAAGGAGGGAGUCAAGACAGAAAACAACGAACACAUAAAUCUGAAGGUAGCAGGUCAGGAUGGAUCUGUGGUGCAGUUUAAGAUCAAAAGACACACACCGCUCAUUAAACUCAUGAAGGCCUACUGCGAGAGACAGGGAUUGUCAAUGAGGCAAAUCAGGUUCAGAUUUGAUGGACAGCCAAUAAACGAGACAGACACACCAGCACAGUUGGAAAUGGAAGAUGAAGAUACAAUUGAUGUGUUUCAGCAACAGACAGGAGGCCUGAUUUAAUCAGCCACGUGUCUCCAUGUUCCUCGUCAACACAACCAACCUUCCUGGCCUGUGAUACACAGCGGCUGCUGCUUUGCAACUUGUCUCAUUGUCUCGACAGAAUUCCAUGCAGAAGAAGUUGUCAUUUCUCUGCUGCACAUAACUGCUGUAUAGUAUUUUCAUUCUUGCCCCCGUUACAUGUCUGUUUUUGUCCAUGGUCCACAUCCAGAUCACCCUGAAUUCAGGUUUUGUUUGUUCAUGCUGUAUUGUGGUAAAUGUUAAGGACUCCCCCUCCCAGUUUGAUGGGCUGAUUCUAAGGUUGCAGACAGAUGGGACUGGUGAUAGAAUGAGAAUUAAUAGAACUGACUGUACUGAUCAGAUGUUAUUGGACUAGACUUGGUCACACAUCUGUUCUUAAAGUGCAUCAUUUUGGAACUGACUAUCACAUAGUGAACAGUAUAUCCAGUUUGGGAAUGGGGCUGGAUUGUCACUUGGGUUCCAUUAUCUCCAUAUUUUUUUUUUUUUUUUUUUUUGAUUUUAUACAUUUUUAUAUAUACUAGUGGAUGUGUAGACAAAUGUUUUGAUUAAUUGUUUGACUAGGCUAAGCUUCAAAUUUUGGGAAGCCUUAAGAAAUGCUCAAGUAAAUAUCUGUCAUGUCUAUUAAGAUGCCUGUUAAAAUAAAGCUAUUGUCCUUUUUCAAACUUUCAUUACUUUUGUCUGGCUCUCCAGUGUUAUUGUUUGCCCCUGCUCUGGGA
This is a messenger RNA of Monopterus albus (swamp eel), 1208 nucleotides long. RefSeq names its product small ubiquitin like modifier 2. The record is from RefSeq and is a predicted model, not a curated record. Bases 187 to 474 code for a protein of 95 amino acids. Gene Ontology annotation, molecular function: protein binding. The transcript is spliced from 4 exons. Lineage: Eukaryota; Metazoa; Chordata; Actinopteri; Synbranchiformes; Synbranchidae.